Molecule: messenger RNA, 485 nt
Organism: Spathaspora passalidarum NRRL Y-27907
Lineage: Eukaryota; Fungi; Ascomycota; Pichiomycetes; Serinales; Debaryomycetaceae
Exons: 1
Source: RefSeq, a predicted model, not a curated record
AUAUUUCCAUAGAUCAACAAUGGCUAAGAAAGGAAAGAAAGGAGGUAAAUCUGGUGGUGAUUUCUGGGACGAUGAAGACAUGGCCCAGGAACAACCGCAAGCUGAAGAAUUCGGCAAUGGUGCUGAGUCAGCUGAGCCAGUUGAGCCAGCUGAAUCAGCUGAAGCUACCCCAGAACCAGCUGGACCUCAAGAAGCUUCUGCAGACGAUAUAGCUGGAGAUUUCUUGAGUUCGAUUAGAAAGAACAAGCAAAAGAAGGACCAAAAGGAAGAGGACGACAAAAAGUCUAAAGAUGGACCAAAGAUCUUGUCCAAAAAGGAAAAGGAAAAGUUAAAGAAGGAAGCUGAAAAGCAGAAAAAGAAGGAACAAGCUCAAUUGAAGAAGGCUCAACAAGCAUCCAAGAAGGAACAAAUCAAGCAAGCUAAUAAACAAAAUGAAUCCGCCAGAGUUUCUGCUUCUGCCACUCCUGAACCUUCUCAAGAAGCUG